UAUCCUACCACGGAGUUUCUGCUAAAUCAAAUGAAAUGGGCGCAGUCAGUAGUGGAUUUGUUGCUCAACCUUCUAAACCUGAUUUUUGUGUUGUUGCAUCUGAAGAAGCACAAUCAGUUCCUACUUCUAUUCGUCCAGAUUCUUCUUCUCAAGUUCACAAUAAUGUUGAAUAUCAGAAACUGAAAUCAAAUCCUUCCGCUGUCGUUGGCAAAGAAGACGAUGAUUCCACCGAUUUUGUGAAUUUUCAGUUGAAAGACAUUGGCGAAACUGAAGUGAAUCAUACCGACAGUAAAAAUCCUGAAAGAUCGACGGAGUUAGCCGUUCUUCACAACAAAUUAAACUGUCCGGAUUGUUUUCAGAUUGGUAGUGAUGAUUCUCGUAGCAUAUUUGAUCGUGGUAAGUAUUUUGGGAACUUGAUUCUUAGCUUUGGGUUCAAAUCAGAUUUUGGAUUUCUAUAUUUGAUAACUCCCCUGUGUGUUCGUGAUACUGAAAAUUUUGUGGAUGGGAAGCUGCUUGCUAAAAUGCCUGAGGCUGUAACUUGGAAUUUGGGGAAUGAUAGAGAUGAUUUUCUCUUACAACUUCAACAAGGUAAGAUGCUUAUUAAAAUGCUUCCAAUGGAUAUGUGUGUUUUGAGCACAAAUUUUUUUCUCAACCACACACUGCAUACUAGGAUGUCUUUUAGCCGUUGUUUCAAGUAUGUUGCUAUAGUAUUUGAUCGUGGGAAAGGGUUCGAUAGAUCAAUUUCGAUGAAAUACUACAAUGGAAAAUUUGAUCAUAGGCUUAUUAGUAUGCAUGGGUUUGAAUCAGAUUUUUCGUUUUGUGCUUCUAUUUUAUUGGUGUUUGUUACAAAUGGUGCCAGUGAUGAGAGUGGUAAGUUGUUUGCAAAAUUUUCACAAGGAAAUAGUUUUCCCAUGAAUACUUCUUUGUUUGAAGGGAUGCUAAUGUGUGAGAUUACGAACGUUCAUGAGUUGUCUCAUCAAAUGCUUGAGAUGUGGGAGGAGGGAAUUUUUCUUUUCCAGCUGAAAUAUGUGUUUCCUAAGGCGCUUAUUGGUUGUCAGUUUGUGUAUUGGGGUGAUCUUGGUGAUAGCAGUAAGAUGCAUGCUGAAUUCUCGGCGAGGAGUAUAUUUUUCUUUCUCUUGUUGGCGAGAGUAUUGUGCUUUCAGAAGGCUCGUCAAUAUUUGGUUCAAGUGCUUGGUUGGAAGGGAGCAGAAAAUUAUUCUUUACAGCUAACAUGUGACCUGCUGGAGGCAAUUGUAGCUCAAUUUCUGUUUCUCUUACCUACUUCUGCAGGGUUUUUUAGGGUGGAAUUGUUCAGGGUUAUCAUUGCUAGACAAACAUGUGAUAUGCACCCGAUUCUUUUGCAAGAGCUUCGCACUCUGUUAUCUCUUAAGCACUGUCCAUUACUCACAUCUGCAACUUAUGGCAGAAUUAUGAUUCAAGAGGGAUUUAAGCAGUUCAUUUUGAGUUCUCUGCACACAUCUUAUUGUUCUUGUGAGUUCUGCAUUUUCGGAAAGGGGUUAUAUGUGCAUUAUUCCUUACCUGCACCUAAUAUCUACAACAGUUAUAUGAUGCCAGUAGGUAUUAUACUGGGAACUCAGAUCUUAGUCGUGGGAUUUCAGCUUCUUAAAAUGUUGUUAUGGGUAGGAUACUUGAGGUGGAAGUUCAUAUUGGUUCCACCUGCGUUACUGGUUAGAUGGAUUGAUAACAGUUUUCUCUCAGUUGUGUGCCUUGAUGAAAAAUGGAAUUAUAUAAGAAAUUUGUUCUGCAAAGCUGAGGUCCAUAAUCAAAUUGCAACCACUCUUAUGCGGAGCAAUGUGCUUCUGACAAGUUUACUGAACUUUCGCUCCAAGAGUUUCAAUGUUGUCUAUUUGGUUGUACUCCAGAAUUUUGACAAAUUCGUGGAAAAUGAUAAGGGGUGGAUUUAUAUGGUUGGAAGAAGUGAAGUCCAAGGUAUAAAUUCUGUUCCGAUGUUGGUUGAUGAACAACCACCUGAUCAAUCACUUGUUGAAGUAUAUGUGCAUUACAACUUGCAGAAAAAUUGUCAAUGGAUUGAUGGGCUUAAUUUUGAAGUGUGCAAGGUUAUCACAGAAAUAUUCAUUGGCCUUGCUAAAUUUCUAGACUCUUCUAGUUCCUUUGUUUUCGAUAGGGGGAAAGUUUUUUCAAAUCAUAUGUGGGGUUUCAGGUACUCUACAAUAAAGAUUGCUAACUGGACAGAACUUGGGAUCAACAUUCUUGUUCAUGGGGUUCUUUACACAGAUGACAUCAUGGAGAUUCAUGUUGUUGUCUUAGCAACAACAAAUGAUGCUUCAAGCGGUAUUUUAGUUAGUGCUUACUAAGCUGCGAGUGGUGAAGUUAAUGUGUGCCCUAGAAAGUUAACUUUGCAGAUUGAAUUGGAGGGAUCGCAUGUGGCCAGUUGAUUGUGGCAGCUCAGCAUUCUAACCCAACAAUGGCAAACAUUGGCGGCUAGUCUUCUUGGCGUGUUAGCGAAAAGUACAUACUGACACAUCACUACAUUCUGGACUUUUAUGAGGAUUUCAUCUUCGAGUUGCAGGAACAUAACAAGAUCGUAAAGACAGCCACUUCAGACCCAAUCCCAUCCUUGAGGAUAAGGAUGUUCUUCGAGGUGUCGGUAAUGUCAUGUACCGUGUAUGAGAGGGGAGUGCCCAAUAUCCUAUUAGUGUCGGUAUUUAGUAUAAGUAGUUGGUGGUAGUAUUUAACUUAAGUGGGUGUCCUUAUCAUUGUAAUGAAUGGGUUAGAUGUAAACAUCUGGUGGCAUUGUAGCCGUUGGUUCUAAGGGUAAGAUCUAAGUUUAUAAGCUGAAAGUCCUGUAAUAGUUAUGGUUAUCAGAUUAUUAAUCCAAAAUAGAACUUUGUUCUA
Papaver somniferum (opium poppy) is the source of this 2877-nucleotide messenger RNA. RefSeq lists its product as uncharacterized. Bases 36 to 2336 code for a protein of 766 amino acids. Lineage: Eukaryota; Viridiplantae; Streptophyta; Magnoliopsida; Ranunculales; Papaveraceae. The transcript has 2 exons. The record is from RefSeq and is a predicted model, not a curated record.